UCACAGCAGUAUAAGAUAUAAAAAUGAUUAUCUGACUCCAGGUCUGAACAUGUAUAACUUUCUAUCUCUGUUUUAUAUACUUCGUUGACUUGGUAGAUAUCACUACUUUCAAUAUUAUAACAAUACACGACCGAUUAUCAAAUCGUCAGUACUUGAAGUUCGGUCGGGCUCAAUCAUGCGUGUGUACGGCCGGUUCCCCCGCUCGCGGCGCUCUGACCUGCGUGCGGAAUGAUGCCUCGACGCUGCCGGAUCUGCGCGUCCUCCAUGGCGGCGCACAUGGAUAUUUUCUCGAAUGGAGCCACUACGUUGGCGUCUGGGCCAAUGCCUGGAUCUUCGUGUUGAUGGUGCGUAGACGGUCGGUGCCCCGCUAGCUCGUCGUGCUCAGCGCCGCGCGGCCGAGGCGCCCUUGGCCAAGGUCCGACCGUAUGUGUUUGGCGGCGAUGGUGCGGUGGCCGUUUCGUGUGCGGAGUCGAGGACAACCACCCCGUGACAACCUCCUACCCCCGCCAAUGUGUCGCCACAAUCGCAUGUGUUGCGUCCGGUCGGCCUGCUGCUUGGCCAGGGCGAGCGGGGCGUCGUUUUGUGUGCUCACAGCCGUCGACUACUGUUGAUGUCGGUGGUGACCAAUGACAUGAGAGGGGUGCUAUCGAUGGUGGUACACGCGUCGCCAACCAUGACGGAGCGCGGUGAUUUGCCUGUUUUGUGUGCUAGAGUGGGUGUCGCUGUCCUUGCCGUUGGUGUGCUCAAGUCUGUGACCGCGGGGCGCUGCAUGGCGCAUUGUGGUUAUGCAAGGGAGGAUGCAUGGCGUCCUUGGUUUUCUGUAUUCGUCCUCGCUGCCAAGCCGUGGGGCUGCCUCAUCUCGUCCUUGACAUUCUGUUAUCGAUGGUUGUUGCUCCUAGCUAGCAAUGUGUGCUCGUCUUGGUUUCUCUCGACCGUGGUAGUGUUACUUGUGGUUUAUUGUACCGUUGCUUAUAUUUUUCUUUCUUAAACUUCGUAUGAUGGCGAUUCUUCACACUGUCUAGGCUAUUUUCCGUGUCCGAAGCAUCAAUGUGUCUAUUGGUUGGUGUCUUGUGCUGGUCAGUUUAACGGCAAUGGCACUUCAGUCCUCUUCUUACGUGGUUUGUCCUUAUCCGGAUAUCUCCAGCAUCUUCGGGUUCCUCUCCUUGCUAGAACUUUGUUUCCCCUUAAUUCUGGCCUACGGGGAGCUGUGCAGCUUGGCGACGACUCUUUUAGAUUGCGAGUGCUCGAGGAGUUGGUGGCGUGUCUUCCACGGCUUCCUAGGGGCAUCCGCAUUUUUGACAUCUUUCGACCUUAGUCAGUGCGGGAACACUGGGCAAAAGCUAUGUUCGGUGUCCUAUUGAUGCUACCGCUAGCGAUGCCCUCAAGUGACAUUCCCUCAUUAGAGACGAUAUUGCAUUAUUCCCUGCCUACUUCGGGAGGUUCUUGGAUUGAAAACCCAUUUCCAGUGUUACAUAAUGGGCCAGGACGGUGUCUUUGGCGUCGUGCCCCCUUUGGAGGCGUUGUCUGGGAGUAACCUUCCCCGUGUUUGCGGGUGGCUGCCGGCUUUGGUCUAGCUUUCUAUUGCUCUGCGGCGUUGCAAACCAUCUAGGUCUAAUUUAGCUAGGUAGUUGGUCAAGUGUUUGGAUCAUUUCUGGGAAGAUCUAGGACAAGUUUAGCUAAAUAGUUUGCCCGCUGUGUUUAGGGUUUUCACUUAGUUUUUUCUUAAUUAAUCGAGCAAGUUAGCACGUUAGGCUUUUCUUCCUAAUACAAUAGGCAGCUCUCCUUCUGUUUUAUUCGAAAAAAAACUAAUGCAGAGAGAUACCAUUGGUCAUAUAUUCAACAAGAUAGAAACUAGUAAGUUUGACUGAACAACUUAUAUGUUCACUACUUUGAACUUGGAAAAUUUCCACCGUUUCAGCAUUUUCACAAUCUGGCCACAGUUUAGGAGCUCUCCUUUUUUUGGUUGUUGCAUACUACCUGAUUUUCUUUUCUUUUCUUUUUUUACUUCACAAUUACUAAAUAUUAUCAUCACACUUUAAAAAAAAUGAAAAUGUAACAAAAAAUAAUUGAUGGUGGUAAGUUUUUUACAUGUCUAGAUUGUACGUUCAAGACACUGACAGCGUGCAUUCUAGAUUUUACUUAAUGCAGUUUGAUUGCACACGUUCUAGGGUGUCACCUUUUUUUAUUGAAGGGAGUAAUUCUGACAUAUUCCUCACGGUUUAUAAUGCAUGAAAGUCAAGCUGAGAAAAUGCUAAUAAACGGUGCCGUAAGACAUAUUCCCAUCGACCGCAUUCUGUAUUCUGCAUCCCACGUAACCGAGUGCCCCAAUGUCAGACAAAUCGGCUCCUCUCUCUGCCCGCUACCCUCAUCGAUGAUCCUUUCUGGCAAGCUACAUGUUCCCAUUUCCAUUCUUAAAUUGCCACCGCGAGCAUCUAUACUCCGUUCGGCAUUUGCUAGCUACACCAUAAUGCACGCUCCCGCCGUGCUAGCACUGGUGCUCCUGCCGGUUCUCGCCACCGCGCUGGACGCGAGCUGCGCGCCGGUGGCGUGCGGCGACCUGUCGAUCAGGUACCCGUUCUGGCUGCGCGGCCAGCAGCCUUCCCACUGCGGCUACCCAUCCUUCGGCGUCGCGUGCGACCCGACCGGCGCGACGCCGCCCAUCCUGAACGACUCCUACCUCCGCAUUCUCGACAUCCACUACGGCAACAGCUCCGUCGUGGCCUUCCACGCGAACCUGGCCGCCGGGGACGCCUCCGCCUGCCGCGCCACCUACUUCAACACGUCCACCAGCCUCGCGCUCUCGCUGCUCGCCGUCAGCCGCGCCAACUGGGAGCUCAUCCUCUGCACAAACUGCUCGCGGCAGCCUCCCGCGCGGUCGCUUCCGAUGAACUGCUCGGGUUCAGGCGCGUGGUUCAUGUACCUGAGCCAGCGGCACGCCGUGCGGGGGAUGGAGUCCGCCGCGGGUUGCCACUUCUCCGUCAUGCCGGUGCUGCCGGGGUCGGAGCUGAGGGCGCAGGGCGACUACGCGGGGCUCGUGAGGCGCGGGUUCCUGCUGGAGUGGACGGUGCCCGGGGACUGUGCGGCGUGCAACGCGAGCGGAGGACAGUGCCGGUAUGACAACGGCGCCAAUGCGUUCAGGUGCCUAUGCCCCGACGGUCGCUUGCAGCCGGCGACGUGCGCACGCGGUGAGUUACUGAUGCGUUACAGUGAUUCGUUACGAGUUCCAUAGUUAUUUCUUCUUCUUCUGCAUCUAUAACUAAUUGGCUUGAACGGAACCACUGAUAGGACGAACUCUAUAUGACUAAAUGAUCGAUCCUGGAUAAUUGGAUGCACGUUAGCACGUAGCAGCCGAUCGAAAUAUGUCUGAUAAAGCUGAAACCCUAGGAUAAUACUUCCUACAGUUAUAAAUACUUUUAGAACUUUAACUAAUAAUAACUUUAAAAUAUUUAAUUUGGAAACUUUAAAAUUAUAUGUUUAGAUUUAUCUUAAAAAUACUUUUAUAAUAUCACAUAUUCAACAUAUUUUAUAAAUAUAUUCUAAUAAAAAUAUUAAUCAAAACUAUACAUUAAAAAUUAUAUCUUAUCCUAAAGAACAUUUAUUUUGCCUCACUUUGACCAGCAAUGUCUUCAGCGCGCAAAACGCCAAUGCAAGACAAUUACGUCUCAACUCUCAAAAUAUCCAUCCAUCGAUCAAAUCAGUGGUCUGUUCAAAGGACGAAAACCCCAUGCAUCAGUGGCAUCUUUUACUUUUAUGACGAGUAUAACCUUGUCGCACAAAAUGACAAGCCAUGCCCAUGACAGCUGACUCAGUCUUCAUCGUCAAUCCGAACCAAACAUACGAUGAUCGAAGGCCAAAAUUGAACCAUGAGGCAUCUGUAUCAUUGCUUUUUUCACUUUGUAGAAAACUCAAAUCAAAGAAUGAACCGGUCUAAUAUUUCAGCCACUUGUUCAUCUUCAUCGCCCUCUUCUGUUUGACAAUCUGAUCUCCACAAAGUCACAUUUCUCUCCUGCACUCAUUGGCUCCAACUCCUUCUCUCUGUCAUGCACUUUUUCUUCCAAUACCGCUGGCUAAUUGGCACAUUAGUAUAUCUAGCAAACAAAUAAUACAUCAGUAUACGUUAGAUGUAAGUAUGAUUAGUUGUGUGAUUACGAUAUCUCAAGCAUUAUGUUAUUGUAGCUUGGAAGGUUCAAAUUAGAGUUCGUGCCAGAGCUAACACAAAAUUGUUAAACGGCCUAUCGACCUAUACUUCUUUCUAGUGAAAUUUAAACCCUGACGCUCAAAUUUUGUGCCAUUGCGUUGUCUGUGGUUGUGUUCCUUGCGGACGUAACAAAAGUCAACGCAUUUCAAAUUAAGCGCAACCAACACAGAUUUGAUGGAUAGACAAAACAAAAAUCACCCGAAAGAUAUAUAGCAAAACCAACUUAUUGAACUGGGAAUUCGAAAUUUAGGCCUUCUCCAACAACAGCUUUAAACCAACACCGCAAUAAUAUAAUGUGGCCUGUUCUUUUGCCGUUUCCAAGUGUCGAAGGAACUCUCCAACAAAGACCGUAAAGAAGAUUUGCCGUGUGCUACAGUGAAGAGGGCUCCGGCAUAUAGCGGCAAAUUUGCCGACUGCUGUAGCUAGCUGCAACACUGUUUACAUGAGUAUACGCGUGGAUCCGAAAAUAGGAGGAGAGUAAUGAAAGGUAGAAAAUAAGAUGUUUGUUGGAGAUAAAAAAAAAUAGAAGAUGCUGUAAUAGC
Phragmites australis (common reed) is the source of this 4740-nucleotide messenger RNA. RefSeq names its product LEAF RUST 10 DISEASE-RESISTANCE LOCUS RECEPTOR-LIKE PROTEIN KINASE-like 1.2. NCBI's taxonomy places the organism in Eukaryota, Viridiplantae, Streptophyta, Magnoliopsida, Poales, Poaceae. The coding region runs from base 2225 to 3229 and encodes 334 amino acids. The record is from RefSeq and is a predicted model, not a curated record. The transcript has a single exon. Gene Ontology annotation, molecular function: polysaccharide binding.